UGUGUGUGUGUGAUGUGUGUGUGGUGUGUAAUGUGUGUGUGUGUUACUAACAGUCUCUCUCUGCAGUGUGUUGGAGUGCCAGGGCCUGCCCAUCGUGAAUGUGUGUGUGUUGUGUGUAGUGUGUGUGGUGUGUGUGUGUGAUGUGUGUGUGGUGUGUGUGUGUGUGUGUGUGUGUGUGUGUGUGUGUGUUACUAACAGUCUCUCUCUGCAGUGUGUUGGAGUGCCAGGGCCUGCCCAUCGUGAAUGGACAGUGUGAUCCGUACGCUGCGGUAUCCCUGCUGGGCCCAUCCAGAUCAGAAGCUAAGAAGACCAAGGUGAAAAGGAAAACCAACAACCCCCAGUUUGAUGAGACUUUCUACUUUGAGGUGACACGACCUCUUAGUCACACCAAGAGACAGUUUGAUGUGGAGGAGGAGGGUGUUGACAAGCUGGCUCUGAGGGUUGACCUGUGGAAUGCCAGUAACCUGAAGUUUGGGGAUGAGUUCCUGGGAGGGGUCAGAGUUCCUCUGAGGGCCCUGGGACAGGCUGGGGUCCACGACGCAUGGUGAGACAUGUCUGUCUGUCUGC
Oncorhynchus tshawytscha (Chinook salmon) is the source of this 567-nucleotide messenger RNA. RefSeq names its product ras GTPase-activating protein 3-like. NCBI's taxonomy places the organism in Eukaryota, Metazoa, Chordata, Actinopteri, Salmoniformes, Salmonidae. Bases 141 to 548 code for a protein of 135 amino acids. The record is from RefSeq and is a predicted model, not a curated record. The transcript has 4 exons.